AUGACAUAUUUCGUUUUCCGCAAGGAUUUUAAUUUUGCAACGAAAUUAUUUCUUACGAUUAUUUAUGCCAUCUACUUCGUCAGCCGUUUCCUUGGCAUUGCCUGCUUUUGCUACGAUUCACAGCGUCAAUGUGCUAAAGAAUCCUGGCAGACACGUUUAUACAGUGGUUGCUUGGUGCUCAUUGUCCUGGCAUUUAUGCCAUUUGCCAUACGCAUCCUGUUUUUACGACAAAAUCUACUGCUUACAUAUGUGGGUUACAUACGCUAUGGCAUGAUGCUGCUCUGUGCCCUGGCCACUCUCUAUAUGCAGAUGCAUUAUCGCCGGGCCAUUAUGGACUGUGUUAAUAAGAUGCUGGAAUCAAGAGACAUUCUGCAAAUGAAUAUUAAUCAUGAUAAUCGCUCGCAUAAACGUGUCAUUUGGAAUAUUAUGGCCAAAUGUUUAACAAUCAUGUUGCAAUUGCUGUGGAUUAUCUUCUUAAUCCUUAAUGAUGAGGCCAGUAAACGUUUGUGGUAUCUCGUCACCUUGCUGUAUGUCCAGUAUUGUCAGUUGAUUUUGGUGACCACCUUGAAUUUGCUGUUCUAUGGCAGCUGGGUGAUGACGUUAAUAACUCAGCAACUAAAUCACAAUUUACGCGACAAUUUAAAGCAAUUAAAAUGUUUAACCUAUCAUCGUACGGGCUAUCACCAAUAUCGUCAGCAAUACUUGUGCCAUCAGCUGGAACAGGUUAUGCAGCAGCACUGGCAGAUGUUUAAAUUGAGUGGCACGUUUUUGCAUCUCUACUGUUGGCAAAUUGUUUGUUUCCUGACAUUUGUCAUUAUCGAGUGUGUAACACAAAUAUUUAUCAUGUAUUUUGUGGCUGUCGAUAUUUGUAACCAAGAAGGUGUAGCGGAGUGGAAUGAUGAGGAGCAUGAAAAUAAACAUGGUGUUCUUAUAAAUCCUUAUGCUCUGCUGUAUGUAUUUGGCAUCAUCUGGGAUAUGUUUUUAAUACUGCUGAUGAUUGAUGAAAUGCGUUUGAGUUUCGCAGAGACACGUUUCAUCCUUGCCAGUGCUGUGUGGCUGAAGUCGCUGUUAUCGGCGGCAAAUCAGACAUUGGAUAAAUGUCUAUCACACUUUAACCUUUAUUUGUUACAUCUUCAACCUUGUGUGUCGUAUACCGCCUGUGUCCUUUUCACAUUCAAUAAACAUUUAAUUUUACGUUUAUUGGAGAGCAUUUUCUUGUAUUUAUUACUUUUAAUACAAUUUGAUAUAAUAAUCAAUUGAAAUUAAUUGUAUUCUGCUACGAGUUUGUUUAUUU
Messenger RNA from Calliphora vicina (urban bluebottle blowfly), 1294 nucleotides. Its product is annotated as putative gustatory receptor 77a. NCBI's taxonomy places the organism in Eukaryota, Metazoa, Arthropoda, Insecta, Diptera, Calliphoridae. The transcript is spliced from 3 exons. Gene Ontology annotation, molecular function: sweet taste receptor activity. Bases 1 to 1260 code for a protein of 419 amino acids. Gene Ontology annotation, cellular component: neuronal cell body; axon; dendrite. Gene Ontology annotation, biological process: chemosensory behavior; male courtship behavior; sensory perception of taste. The record is from RefSeq and is a predicted model, not a curated record.